GGUGUCUACAAGGCACUCGAAUCCAUUCUUCACAAAACACAGUAAUGCUGUAUUUACGGAAUGCACUGCGUGAUGAAAUUCAAAAGUGCUUCAGCAUACCCUCCCAGAUUCCAAGACAGACAGUCACCAUCGCCUCGCCAUCAUACCUCGCCUCCGCUCUCACCAAUCCUCCCUCUCCCGUCGUACCCACCCAAACGUUCUCGAACAACCCCCAACCCCACACACCACGUCGCCAUACGUACGUUUCAUCGCAGCCUCCCAGCUCACCACGCCUCACUCGCCUCGUCAUCCGCACAAAAUGUCGUCACGCGCAUAUGCCAUGCUGUUCUGAAACAAGCUUGUACUCGUAGUAUGACUCCACGUAACCGUACGGCGGAGUGGGUCAGCGGAUAACGGGAAAAGGUGCGUGUGCGUGUUCGGUGUCUCUU
Molecule: messenger RNA, 428 nt
Organism: Bipolaris sorokiniana ND90Pr
Lineage: Eukaryota; Fungi; Ascomycota; Dothideomycetes; Pleosporales; Pleosporaceae
Exons: 1
Coding region: 45-350 (101 amino acids)
Source: RefSeq, a predicted model, not a curated record